AUGGGGGGGAAGAUAUGGUUGUUUUGGGCGGCUGAGGUGGAUUUUCAGAUGACUGCUUGUUCAGAUCAAGCUAUUUCUGGUUGGUUUGUGUUUGGUUCAAGGCGUGUUUUCUCUUCGUUCGUGUAUGCUAGUUGUUUUCGGGAAAAAAGAUUGGAGUUAUGGGAUUAUCUUAGGCUACAAGACCUUCAGGGGCAACCUUGGUUCAUUGGGGGUGAUUUUAAUAUUAUUCGAGUGGAUAGUGAAAAGAUUGGGGGUCUUUUCAAGGCUCCUUGGGCUAAAGCUGACUUUAAUGAUUGGAUUAAUGAUUGUGCUUUAAUAGAGUCUCCUUCUUGCAGCAACAAACUAUCUUGGUGUAAUGGUCGGAAUGGAGGGUGGCAUAUUUGGGCUCGUUUGGAUCGUAUUUUUGUCAACAUGCAGUUUAUUACUUUGUUUGAGGGGUCGACUUACAGUUAUCUUCCUCGGUCAUCCUCGGAUCAUUCGCCUAUGUUGUUUCUUUUGUUUAAGAAGAAUAUUAAUAUUGUGAAGCCUUUUAGAUUUUUACGUAUGUGGGGAUCUCAUGAAGGGUUUCUAUCUUUGGUGGCGCAGAGUUGGGGGGAAAAUGUGGAGGGAUGUGCUAUGGUGAGGAUUAGUAGAAAAUUGAAAAGGUUGAAGUAUGAGCUGGAAAAAUGGAAUAGAGAAAUCUUUGGUCGAGUUGAGGUGGAGAUUAAUAAAAUCGAAAAUCAUAUUCUGUGCUCUGAGGAAGAUCUUGUAAGAAAUUUUUCAGUGCAGGUGGAAGAAGAGAUGCUACAAGUAAAAAAGGCUCAUUUGCAAUGGGUUAAUCGGGAGGAGAUGUUAGCUUGUUAA
Molecule: messenger RNA, 843 nt
Organism: Carya illinoinensis
Lineage: Eukaryota; Viridiplantae; Streptophyta; Magnoliopsida; Fagales; Juglandaceae
Exons: 1
Coding region: 1-843 (280 amino acids)
Molecular function (GO): catalytic activity
Source: RefSeq, a predicted model, not a curated record